Molecule: messenger RNA, 864 nt
Organism: Symbiodinium pilosum
Lineage: Eukaryota; Dinophyceae; Suessiales; Symbiodiniaceae
Source: the annotation of a GenBank genome assembly
AUGGCGCGCGCCUUGCUGGCAGAGAUGCGCUCGGUUUUGGUAGAGCCAAACGGCCACACCUACUUGGCCCUCAUAGACGUUUACAAAACUGCGCGAGACCCUGAUGGUGCGAAGCACGCAUGGCGACACAUGCGAGAAGCUGGCGUCAGACCUGUCUCGCCCGCAGUUUCUUCGGUGAUGUCCGUUUUGGCCAAAAAAGGGGACCUUUCAGCGGCCGAGGAGCUGCUUCAGGAGGCAAGGGGACUCGGCUUAAAUCCAACCACCAUCUGGUACAACUGUUUGCUGGAUGCCGCCCACAUCGCAGGUGAUGCGGAUGCCGCGUUUCGCAUUCUUUCUGACAUGAAGGCAGCGCGAGCCACGCCAGACGUCAUCUCCUACAAUUGUGCCCUGGGGGCUCUGGAAGCUGCACGGAGGCCUGCUUCUGACCGUGCAAGACUCCUGCAAGAGAUGAAGAGUGACGGAGUCGCGCCAAACUCCCUAUUCUUGGAGCGUCACGUUUGCUACGCCCUGGGUCUGCAAUUCGAGCAGAGCACAGUCACAGGCGCUGAUGAGCUGCGCGCGAAGGUGCAGGACCUGCCUGCAGAGGUGCGUCAAGAAGCUCUCGAUGCCAUUUAUGAGAGCAGCGGGUCCAACGUUGUGCAGACCAAGCUGGUUGGAGCAUUGCGGAAUGCUUUGGAGCGGUUCUCUGAGCCUUCUCGUGCGGACGUCCUUCCGGACAAGACUGAGACGAACGUGCAGAGCGGCGACUGGGUCAAGGUGCUGGGAGCAGAUUCCGCCAUGCACCCAGCAGAUGCCACAGCAUUUGCAAUGGACAUGCGCUGUGCGUUCCCAUAUUUAAGAGUCAUCAGGCUGGUUCCCAGAUAG